Molecule: messenger RNA, 1027 nt
Organism: Ixodes scapularis (black-legged tick)
Lineage: Eukaryota; Metazoa; Arthropoda; Arachnida; Ixodida; Ixodidae
Exons: 7
Coding region: 265-783 (172 amino acids)
Source: RefSeq, a predicted model, not a curated record
UUCCGGUUUGAGAAAGGGGGAAGAAGUGGGGUGUAACUGAGCGGCGCGUCCGUAUAAAAACCGGCUCGCUCCGUUCCAUUCCAAUCUCUCGGUCGAUGUGACAUCGGGCAAGCGCGGCAAGACACAACCGUGAUCAUCUUUUCUGUGGCUACGAUUCCUCCCGAGUUUGUUUUCUGACGCCAGGAUCUUACCUGUAAAAGUUUCCGUUCUCCGAAAGGAGCCUGUCGUGCUCAGUUCGUUGUUGACAGUUCAAAGAGGCCCAAGAUGACAACGACAAGGCCAUCGUCUGCUAAGGUCAUCUUCGCCCUGGCAUGUGUGAUAUUGUCGCAGAACUUCGGCACAGUCCGGUGUUCUACGGACAACAACAUCUACGACGUGCUCAGACUCAUCUACAGGCUAUGCGCUUCUGAACAUGAUGACAUGCAAGUUGGCGUCAAGUGCCUGGACCACUACAUGGGCGGAAAUGGCGGCGAAAUGGCCGACUCGGCUAAAAGAUGCAUGCAACUCAGGGAAGGCGACUCCCCAGACCCGGUGUCCGAGAUGUGUUCCCGAUACACCGACAUCAGCGAAUGGCAAGCCAAGAACAAGCUCCCUCCUCCUUCUCUCACUGGGGUCAUCAGUCUAUCUGGACUCACGAAGAUGAUGUGCGUCAUGGGCGACCUCAAGGUGCCCAUUCCCACAUGGCAGACGGCAUUCUCCAAAUGCUUCCCCAGACACCAAGACUGGCUCGCAUCACGGAAAGCACUGUGGUUCAUUACAAGAUACCUAUUGUCCAAGUCGUGAGGUCAGCUCAAGUUGCCUGUUAGCACCAGCUUCUGACACACAAGGCUCCAAGAGAAAAGCCUGAGUCAAGUCUCAAGGACCUACAAGUGACAAACAUGCCAAAAAAGUGAAUGGAUAGGAUGCCACCCUCACCUGUAAAUACCCAUCGAGCCACAUGUACUAAUUUAAUAUUUAUGCGAGGGCACUGUUAAACCUUGCAUGCAGACUGUGUAGUUGCCAAUAGAAAAUGUUUCAAACAAAGUGA